Molecule: messenger RNA, 20068 nt
Organism: Bombus huntii
Lineage: Eukaryota; Metazoa; Arthropoda; Insecta; Hymenoptera; Apidae
Product: ELAV-like protein 2
Exons: 8
Coding region: 3691-4806 (371 amino acids)
Cellular component (GO): ribonucleoprotein complex
Molecular function (GO): RNA binding
Source: RefSeq, a predicted model, not a curated record
CCGUUGCUCUUUCCGUUACUUUCAUUGUCGUAUUUCAGUUGUUUUCGUCACGCGUCGAACUUAUUCCUCACGGAAUGCCUAUAGGUCGAGAAAUAGGAAAGUUGGUGGAUUAUCGACGAAUCUCACCGAGAGUUCAGUGACCCUAGGAAAACUUCACGGACGGAAUUACUGCUCCCGUGGCAGAGCUGAGUAGAAUUAUGCUCGUGCACGGCCGUAUCGGCGGAUCGAUGACGAAGGUGGGGCCAAACCCCAAAAACGUAGACUUCGACAGCUGGAUCAUAACCGAACGAAAGAACAGGGUUGUUCGAUUCACGUUUGUCAACCACCUACCUACGAACGAUUCACGAUCUAUGUUUCUUCACGCUUUUGAUCUCUUCCACAGGAGGAUAUUAAAUCUUUCUCGCUGAAAACUGCGUGUAACGCGUUUCUUUAUCGAAACGUUCGUAAAACAUUACGCGCAAAUCGAAAUUACGAAACUACCGGUCGUACGAGCGAGAAUAAAAAGCGAUUCUAGACAUUAAUAAGGACAAAUUUCCCUCUUGGUUCAACGACCAGAAUAUUGUUUCGCCGUUGGUUGUCGCUAAGGCGAUCAGAGGCCGGCAAACUUUCAUAAUUCCAACGGUAAUGCGGUGACAACUUCCUGUCGCACCGUGUGGCCGGUUUUAAAGCCACCGAACAUAAUGAAACGCGUUCGCAUAUGCGUCCACUACGUGUCCCUAUUUUUUUCUGCAUACCGUUUCGCAUCUGUUGCAAGUCCCGUACCCCGGUCCCAGUUUCGUUCCCUCUUUUCUCAUGCGGCUAGACAAUACCGACUUGCUCCCUCGUUCUCUUUCUUUCGUCAACGUUAGGUCCGGUCAUGUACGUAAUAUGCAAAGAACCUGGUCAAUCGUUCGUGUCCCAACGAAAGCAGGAAGUCAAUCGAAAAAAUCGUUUCUUUGUUUAAUUCGUUAAGGCGAGCGAAUGUAAAGGUCGUUUUUCGAUAGUGAUUUUAAAGGAGAAAUUGAUAGAGGCAGCGAUGUAAAGUAUAAAUUGUACUUUCGUUACGAAGGCAAGAUGUUUUCGCUGUUCCUAAUUAUAUCGAAAAAUCUGAGUAGAUCGAUGAUACGGCUUAUCGUCGUUCCAAUGCAUAGAUAUGAGGCCAAGACAGGCUUUUCCGUAUAACUCCAUCGUGUAUAUUUAUAGUGUUUAUACGUGGAUGUAUUUAUAAUUUCAGUGGUAGAUGGUUGGUGGACAGUUGGUGCAUGCAGCGACGAGCUGUGUGCCGAUUACUCGUGCUUUUGGAGCAUUCAACGGUUAACAUAACGCGAAUUCUUUCGAGUCAAUUCGCUGUUCUCUCUAACCGGCUGCAAAGUGCAGAGACCUCUCGGACAUUUAUAAAAAGACUGGCGAAUGAUCGCUAUUAAAUUUUCGUAAGUUUGCGCAAUAGCUUUAAAAAUGAUUCAAGGCGAGGAUGCAUCAAACAGAUCCGUGUCCAGGAAGUUCUCGCAAAAUAGUUUGAUUCGUUUGGCGCAGUGACGUAAUAUAACGGAAAUGAAUUUCCGAAAACACGAACUUGCGGUUAUUGGCACGACCGCCAAGUGUUGCUCGGCUUGUUUCGUCAGCGGUGCAUAAUUUUGGCGUACUGUCAUUUUCGAGACUGGCCUCGCUCGAUCUGCGGAGAUAAAGCCAGGGUAAGGUCAGGGAUUCUUCCUCGUUACUUUCCCGCGUUCGUGGCCAGCCACUUGCAUCGCUUUUGGAAAUUAUUCGUAGCGAAAAGGGUGAAAACAGUGCCAAAAAUCUAAAAUGGCAAAACUCUAAACAAAUCGAGCAUAAAGUGCGUACGUAGAAAGCGACGAUCGAUGAAUCAAAGUAAAGCAAUUGGAGUGGGAUAAUCAGGCAGAAGGUUCCCCGAGUACGUCGACUUUAUCCUUGAGAUUUUUCACCUCGUUGACUUUGACUCUCGCGCGAGUUGUAGUGUUUUGUCAGACGCGGAUUUUUCUUUUUUUUUUUUCUUGCCGGUUCUCCUCGAAAGAUUCAAUUUCAUGGUCUUUGGCAAAUGGCCACCAGCGAGUUUCGACGAUGUAAUUCAUGGUUUCGAGUUCACUACCGAUCGAGUGCGGCCUCGUAAGGGGUAAAAGUACUCUUGUAUCGACGCGAUAGCGCACCGAGACGACGGGGGUCAAAAUCCGUGAAGGGGUGGUCAUGAUCUGAUGCAAGGGGUGAUGCAAGCAGGGUGAGGGAGGCUGGAGGAGGGCGGUAUACCUUCUGCCUCGUAAUGUCGGGGAGCCAUGUUGCAAACAUUUCCUAACGAACAAACCCCUGCAAACAUCUCGAGGGGACACUGAAAUAUUGUAUGCGAACUGUCUGUACUUUGUCCACUCUCUUGUUAACAGGACGCGAUUGAAACAAAGUGACAGGUGUUACUUUUAAACCGAACGACAGAAUAAACAAAAAUCGUGACGCGCUACUCGACUCUCGAGAUUGUAAGCGUUCAAGAGCGAACCGUGAAAGAUUUAUAGCUUUACUUUGCAAAUAAUUUAAACGCCGUGAUACAGCGUGGAAAUUGGAAAUUUGGCAAAACUAGACGAGGGGAAAAAAAGGAUGUUUAGAGGGGCCAAAGAGUUCGAUCGGCGAUGGGAGGUCACAGUUUAUUUAAGAACGCGCAUACGUCUCUUAUUAGUUCGAUCGGCAACCCCUCGCAGCGUACGCGCGAGUCGGUAGGAGGAGAUACGUAAUAAAACGAGGGGUUCGUAGUGGGCUGGCGACGAGCUUAGCCGAGGGUGCGCGAUCGCUACCGAAUCAAGCCGACGUUGACCGAACGAGCUCGCCGAGCUGUGCAAGCCGCUUGAACGCGACUGGCGUGUCCAGUCUCUAGGCAGCCUCCGCCCGUGUUGUAUCGUUAUUUCCGUUUCCUUAGUAUAGUGUUUAACGCUUUAAUUUCUAGUCUCGCGUAACCCUCUACACAUUCACAUAUACACGCAUAUACAUACACACGUAUAUCGUAUUCUAUUUUUUUUACACACAUACAUACACACAUACGCGCACGCGCACAUAUACACGUACGUUUACAUCAUACCCACCGUAUACCUCCGACCCCUCGUUUUCUUUAUCACGAUCGACGAAUACGAAAUUUGGUGAUCCCGUUUUACGACGAUAUCGAACGCGACUAAUUUUCGGCAGAGCCGCUCGUACACAUACACGUACACUCACACGUAUGUGCUCGUCAAAGUGAAACCGAGGGACCGUCGACCAGGAGGCGAGCAUAAAUGCCGAUUUACGAGCGCUCGCGUCGUACUUUUCUUUCAUUGAUUUCCCCUUCUGUUCCGGGCGGCGGUGCGAGAGCGUGAUAGUAGGUGCACGUAAAGAGAGAGAGUUAGAGAGAAGACCAGGGACCGGCGCGAUACAUCGAUCAGCACCACGAGAGUAGUCGCGUAGCACGGGCCAGUUGCACGUUGCUCGGUUUCGCGUGCGACCGAAAAGAGCUUUCGGAAGAGAAAAGGGAAUAAACGUCGAGAGACGGAGAGGAAAAGAAAUAGUACGGAGAGUGUCGCGUCUCGAAAAAAUAAAGAAAAGUGUUUUCUGUGUUUCUGUGUGGAUGUGUGUCGUGUGCUUACGCGUGCAUCGAUCGUAAAGAUAGAAAGGUGUGGAUCCUGAAAAGACCGUGGAAACAGAUUUCGUACGUAGUUAGAGAGAACUCGGUAGAAGACUGCAAUGAUGGCGAACGGAAUGGACACAGUCGUGCAACAAAAUGGUGGAUCCACCCUCGGACAGGCCUCGCAGGAAGAGUCCAAGACGAAUCUCAUUGUAAAUUAUUUGCCACAGAGCAUGACACAGGAUGAGAUUCGAUCCCUCUUUGCGAGCAUAGGCGAGGUGGAGAGCUGCAAGUUGAUUCGCGAUAAACUCACCGGUCAGAGUUUAGGUUACGGUUUUGUUAACUAUCACCGGCCUGAGGAUGCUGAGAAGGCGAUAAACACGCUCAACGGUCUUCGUCUGCAAAACAAAACGAUCAAGGUAUCGUACGCGAGACCGAGCAGCGAGGCGAUCAAAGGGGCAAACCUGUACGUGAGCGGUUUGCCGAAGAACAUGACGCAACAAGACCUGGAGAAUCUAUUCAACCCAUAUGGCAGAAUCAUCACAUCGCGGAUACUUUGCGACAACAUCACCGUACGACAGUUUGUGACCGGCGGCGGAGACUAUUUGCCCGGAUUGUCGAAAGGGGUCGGUUUCAUAAGGUUCGACCAGCGGGUCGAGGCCGAGAGGGCGAUUCAAGAGUUAAACGGUACCGUUCCGAAGGGCUCAUCCGAGCCGAUCACCGUCAAGUUCGCCAACAAUCCGAGUAACAACAACAAGGCGAUACCGCCGUUGGCCUAUCUGGCACCGCAGGCGACCCGACGAUAUGGCGGCCCGAUCCACCAUCCAACCGGCCGCUUCAGGUACAUUCCACUGUCGCCACUAUCCAGCACUGGCAAGGCCAUGCUUGCCAUUAACAAAGGCUUACAGAGGUACAGCCCGCUGGCAGGCGAUCUCUUGGCGAACUCAAUGCUACCCGGGAACGCGAUGAACGGUUCCGGCUGGUGUAUCUUCGUGUACAACCUCGCUCCAGAGACCGAGGAGAACGUGCUGUGGCAGUUAUUCGGUCCGUUCGGCGCCGUCCAAUCGGUCAAAGUGAUCCGCGACCUGCAGACGAACAAGUGCAAAGGCUUCGGUUUCGUGACGAUGACCAACUAUGACGAGGCGGUGGUCGCCAUCCAGAGCUUGAACGGUUACACGCUCGGUAACCGGGUUCUUCAAGUGAGCUUCAAGACGAACAAGAGCAAGGCGACGUAGAACGACAAGCAACAGCACCAGCAACACCACGAUCACCAUCAUCAGGCAGCAGCAGCGGUAGCAGCAGCAGCAGCAGGGACAGCAGUGGCAGCAACGCCAGCUGUGGCGGCAGCCGCGGCCGUGAUCGGUCAAGCGACCGCAACCAAAACCGUGCUCGGUUCAACGACCGCAGCAGCCGCGGUGGUCGCCGCGACAGCGACCGCUGCUGCUGCGGCCGCGGCUGCGGCUGCGGCUGUGGUCACGCCCGCGACCGUCCAAGCGCUCGCGACUGCCUGUGCUUCCACUAAGAAGAUCGACCACCACCAUCUCCCUGUCGAUUCCGUGAUCAACACCGUGAACAGUCGUGAUCGCGGAGCAAACCAUCAUAACAAUCAGAACUACCAUAACCAGCAUCAACAGCAGCAGAAUCACCCGUUCAAAGAUCACCUGGCCGAUGUGUCCAAAUACGAAAAGACGGCUAGGGCCUCCUCGAAAAAAUAUCGGUGGGGCAGAUACGACUACGAGAACCACGACGACGAGUACAAUUCCGACUAAUAUUCGGAGGAUGCUGAGUUCCCUGGAGAAUAUUCGACCGAGGGAUGAUGGAAGGAAAAAAGACAGGAGCAGAGUGAGAGAACAGGAAGAAAGGGGAGAAUGCUAAGAGAUACUCGUGCGUGUGUGUGCGUGUAUACGUGUGUCUGUACGAGCAAGGGUGCGAUGCAUAUGCAGUAGGUGCGCGUGGCUGAGAGGGAGAGGGACGUAGAGAGACGAGGACGAACAGACAGCGAAGACGAAGAGAGGUAGGUCGUGGUACGCGAUCGCUCGCCCGAUAUUCCUAAUUAUACAUCGUGUGUAGGAACGAAGAGGAGGGUAAAGAGGAAGCUUCGCUUUUUUUUUCAUUUCCUUCGCCUUAGCUUCACCCUCUCCCUCUCUGGUUACUCGUUUCUUUUCUCCCGCUGUUCGUCCACGACAGAAGGUUAACGCGAGGUCCUGUCGGCUUCCGUAGCUCGCGGGAUUCGCGACUGUGUCGCUUCAUUCCCGCGGCUUGGACGGAAUAAACGAUAAGAUGAAAUCGGACGAAAAGAAAGGGACGUCCGUAGCGACCAAACGUGGCUCGUGCGACUGCUUGCGGAUAUUGUACAUACAUAUUGCCGAUUUAUGUAUAUGUACGCGGAUACACGGGCCACGUAAUACUAAAUAUAAUAAUAAUAAUAACGUUACCGUAUCGAUCGACAAACAUAGAGGAGAAAACUUGUCAUGAAAAUCGAGUUGGCGAGAGAAAUAAAGGGAGGACGAGAGUCCCCUCUACUAGACCAAAGAGUCACGACGACGUCAGGCUGUGAGACUCGAGCAAAAUUUAUAAAAGGCAGGGCCUGAUUGAUUUUUUUUCCUUUUUUUUUUCUAAAAUCAUUGACAACUCACGACGUAAGAGAAGCGGACAAGAAAACGCGACAGUGCCUCGUGUUUUCCCGAUUAGAUCGACUACGUGUGAACUUGAUGGAAAGGAUCGGUGGACAUACAUAUGGAGGAUGGAAAAGAGUGCGUAGUAGUAGGUGACUGUAGGGGAAUGGUGUAGAAAGGAGAGGCGAAUGAGUAGAGAGAGAAUAGAAGGACGUGGCGAGACAAUACAGACGGAUCGCGAUCGAGGACGGGACGGGGACGAUCGAUAGAUCGAUCGAAGUACGAAAGGAGGCAAAUCGCUCUCUGGUAGAGGAUAUAAGGGAAACGGGAAUACCAAUAGUGAAAACCAUGACGCUGAUGUAUGUGAGAAGCCUCGCGUUCGAUUUUUAGAAUGCGAGGAGGCGCCGAAAAGAGCGGGAGAACUAGUUGUUAAAUGCAGACGAUCGAUUUCCCCUUUUUCUUUUUCCUGUUUAGCCAGUGAGACUAAACGUACUUAAGGAAUCUAAACUUUCUUAAUCCGUAGUUAAAUUAAGGACGAGUCAUCAUUCGACGAGUACCGAAAGACGAAGUAUAAUAAUUAUUACCUAUUUAAGAAAAUAUUUUAGGGCUUAUGUGCUAUACAUCACAAUGCGAUGUCGCGAGAAUUCGAGAGAUCGAAACGUCAUAAUAGUGACCCGAGGGAUUACGUCACGUUUCCUGAUAACGUAGCAACGUGUUGUAUCUUUUCUUUUUGCUAGUCACGAGCUCUUGUACUUCUCUGCCGGUUGUCCAAAGAAUAUUCAAUUUUUCAUUUUCUUUUCGUUUUUUUCUUUUUCAUUUUCUUUUUUUUUUUUUUUUUGUUCUUUUAUUUUUCUUAUGUAUAGAUAAUAUGUAUGUAUAAGAGAGAUCUUAGUUAGUACAAAGUGCUUUCUUGAGUGCAGAGUCUGAUUUUAUCGAGCAUCGCGUAUUAGUGUCCUUCGAAUGUGCACCGUCCACAAACUUGGACGUUUUAGAAGAACUUUGUCAGCCAACUUUUUAACAAAAAAACACACACUCACUUUACACACACGUACACAUAUACAUACAAAGACAUUGCUUGCAGCGGGGAGAAAAGGAACAAAGAGGAGAUUCUUCCUCCCCGUCGCAACGAAGAUGUUCCGAUUUUUAUAAACACGAACGUUCGAUUUCCCUUUUUUAACGAAAAUAUUGAAAGAAAAAAAAAGUCCAACGUACAAAAUAAUAUUUCAUAGAGACGGUUUACUUAUACAUACGGUACGCAGAUUGGACGCGUCGUGUCUUUUCUUGCAACGAAGAAAGAACGAAAGAUUUAACGAAAGAAACACUUCGCGACGGUGCACGGAUAUGUGAUACAGACAUGAUGUUGAAGUACGAUCGACGAAUGAUUUUCGGAUCAUCGGGAAACACGUGUCUAGUCUACGUGCAAAGAGGCGUCAGUGAAUAGAAAACGGCGCCGCGUGUUAAGAACCUCUCUCCACACAGAGAACGAGAAAACUCUUUUCUUUAGACUAGUAAGCAAAUCAGACAGGCGAUUUCAAAGAAGGCGCGUUUUAGGUGAUACGGUGUAUAAGGUAAGCGAACCGUUUCGCCCGCGCUAGCCCGUAGAAGCAAUUCCCUUGAACGGGAUUAGACGUACCAUCGAAAACCGAAAACCAAAUCUUUUCCUUAGAUAGCGAAGAGAGACUAAUUGGAUAGACGAAUAUCGAAUUACGUUUUCUUAAAUACAUGUUACCUUGUAACGGUGAUCGGGACUAGCGCGAACGAACAUGGAUCGUAAGUACUUAAUCGUGAGUAAAUUUCGAAAAUUUCUUAAGCUCCUAGGUUUAGUAUAACGCGACAGAAAAAAGCGUAGCAUAUAUAUAUAUAUAUAUAUAUACACACACACAUAUAUAUACACAUAUAUAUAUGUUGUCCUAUUUAUGUGUACCUUCUUGUGUCUAGUCCGGGAGCGAGGAACGGGUUGUUCGUUUGAAAGAGAAUACGCUCCCUAGAAGCACGACGAUAUACACCUGUCCUCCCUCCCAAAAAAAAAAAAAAAAAAAAAAAACGUAAUUUGAACCUCAAGCAACAGAUGCUUUCUGCUAAGAUUUUAUUUUAUUUAUUUGGAGAACUCGUGAAUAUCGAUCGGUCGCGUGCGACGCGUACACCCUUCGGUUCUUUCGAUCGGGUGUUGUUGGACGACGCGAUCGACGCGUCCACGGGGCAAACAAGAUCUCGAUAUUAGUGCAAAUUAUACACUGGUCGGCUGACAAAAAGCAAACUGGCGUCAUCGCGUGCUGUGGCGUGUGUUACAGACGUCAGAGAUAAAGGAGAAACGAUUCGCCCCUCGUUGCUUCGAUGCUUCUUGCGCCGAUCAUGAUCCUUGGUUGAUUUGCUGCGAACGUACGACAAAAUGAUAGUAACACGACUUUGAUCGAAGCAGGAUAGUUGCGUAACUGGAUACAAUGGUGCGUAUAGGAGAUGAUACCACACAUAUAUAAUUGUAGCUGGAAUGACUUUUGGCGAAGCGUGAGGAUUUCGAAGGGGGAACGUCCGAUAACCCUCUAAACGGGGGACGAAUCGCAUGUAAGAAAUCAGUUUCAAUGUUUUCUAAUAUUAAAACUAUACAUUUUCUCCUUUUCAUAAUUAUUAUUACGUAUAUUAAUUAUACUUAUUAUUCUGGUUAUUAUUAUUAUUAUUAUUAUUAUUAUUAUUAUUAUUAUUAUUAUUAUUAUUAUUGCCAUUGUCAUUGCCAUUAUUAUUAUUAUUCAUUAUUAUCAUCAUCUUCGUCAUCGUCAUCAUCAUCAUCAUCUUCAUUAUCACGAUCAUCGUCACGAUCAUCAUCGCUAUUAUUAUUAUUAUUAUUAUUAUUACUAUUAUUAUUAUUAUUAUUAUUAUUGCUAUUAUUAUUAUUACUAUUAUUAAUUAUGAUCGUAUAUAAUUUUUGUGUCUCUCGUCUAGUAGCUACGUGUAAAACCUUAAUGCCUUUAUUAUCUAUCUAAUUUUUCGUACCACUACAGAGGAAAAAAACGUCUUACUCACUUUACUUAACAUCAUACUACUACCGUUACUUUCUCUCAACUGCUAUAACUACUUGCUAUAACUAUUACUAUUAUUACCACCACCACCACCAUCACUGCUACUAUUACUUACUAUUACUACUACUACUACUACACUACUACUACUCCUACUACCUCUCCUACUACCAUUACCACUACUACCACCACCACCACCACCACCACCACUACUACUACUACAACUACUACUACCACUACCACUACCAUUACCACUACCACUACCACUACUAUUACUACUACUACUACUGCUUACUACUACCGAUUAUUUAUUUAUUUAUUUAAUUAUUAUAUAACAUAACAGAAAUUAUGUUUUAUUUAAGGAUUAAACUGAUUUGUGUUUGGUUCAAAUACGUCGUUUGUUUUAUUUCGAUUACUUGUUUCAGUUGCCACCAGCCUCCCAAACAACCAUGGUUUACAUCUACAUUUUCUAUCCAUCCUGAUAAAAAAAAUAUAAUAUAUAUCUUCUUCUGCUUCCUGACAUUCCCCGUUGCUCACAGAGACUGAUGUAAUCGAUGCGUAGCACGCGCGAGCGCAGCGUACACCGACGUUUCGCUGGAUAUUUACUGCACGCUCGUCGAUCGUGGUUCGUAACAUUUCUAUAAUUAUCUUUGUUCCAUCGUGGGCGACCCCGUGGAACCGACAAGAAAUUCGUGUCCAUCGAGAAGUUUAACCGUCUGCGCACGUAAGGAGAGGAGAGUCGUUCGGGCGCGUGAACCGACACACGAGUCUUUGCUUCUUUCCCACUGAUAGUCUGUGAUCUCAAAGGCAAUGUUCGCGUGUCGAUCGACGCGUCGAAAAGAUUGAUCUCAAACCUAUCGAUAGUCGCUGUACAAUUACAAUGCACGAACAUCGGACGUUUAGUCAACGAUAUUGGAUCGUAUAAGAAUGUUGCGUUAAGUAUCGAAAGGUGAAGGUCGAUCGGAAGGUUCCAACGGCGCCCACGAUCGUAGAAAAUUAAUGGAAACGGUUCGUGAUACUUGAGAAAACGAUAGAACUCAUUGUUAAAAGUACAAAUGCCACGAGGCGGUCGCGCAAGUAGCUUUAAUACUCUCGUGCGCAUUUCGGUUAUAUAUACUGCCCAAUGUUGCGCCAAUAAAACAGUAAAACUAUACGAUAGAGACUUGUUGGAGUGUGAAAACCAAUCAUUGAUAACGAUAGGCGAGGACGUAGUCCCUCGGUGAACUUGAGACCGUGUCGAAGGGCGGAAACUGGUGCCAAGGGGAAAGGGAAUGAAGCGCGUUCACGUCAUCAGUUGCCUACGUAAAUAAGGAUAUUAUCGAGAGAAAAUGAUAUUGUCACGAUGAUGAUGGAACGAUGACCUGGUGAGGACGAGAUUAAAAAACAAGGGUGUUUCGCUCUCUUUCCUCUUUAACGAGUGCAAUAACGGUCGGAGCUGCUCAAUUUAGCGCACAGUAUAUUAGAAGAGGUUGUCGAUGCUACACAGACUCGAAAGGGUCGAAGAGACGCACAACGCGACGAGGAUACUCGUCGGGACGACGGAUGAUAGCGCAGGCCCUGUCCCGUUCUUUCCAAUGUAGAGAAAGCCAUGGAAAAGGCGAGGGGAAAACGUGGAAAGAUCGAUCGAGGCAAGAACGCGAAGACAAAGAGGGAACUACGGAGUAAGAAGAAAAGAAAGGGAAUGAUGAGAGAGAGGGAGAGAGAGAGAGAGAGAGAGUGAGAGAGAGACGUGAAAGACAGCGAGAGUGGGGGGGGGGGGGGACACGCUAAUCUACUUAACUAUAAAAUUAUAUUACCAUACGAUUAUUACGUUAGAUAUACAUUAUAUAUAUUGUAUUUAUGUCUCAAUAAUCGUUGUUAGUUAUAUCGCUAUCGAUGAUGACGAUGAUAAUGAGUGUUUUGUUAUCGGUGAUUAAUAGAAAAGAGAGGGAAUACGGAGUCAGCAGACAUAUACACAUACAUACACGUACACAGGGAACACAAUAGGGCACACAUUUACGCGAUAAUGGCACACAUUUACGCGAUAAUGGCACCAUGUGUCUAUUCUCGAUGAUAAGAUGGAUAUUCGAGACUGGAGGAUGAUCGAAUCGCUUUCGAACUGAUUCCGAACGCUUUGAGGAUCUCUCGCGAAGAACGCGAAUCCUCCACAAGAGGAUGCCGCAUAGCAGUUGGAAAUUGAAUUUUUAUUCGACGCACGACAAUUGGAAUAUCGACAAAUUUGCGAUCACGUUGUAAACAAAAAUUUAUAUCGCCUGUAACUCUCCUAUGACCUGUAUAAAUUUUUAAUAAACUCAUUUAAUACAAAGCGUUUUGAAAUCGGUCCGAACGUGACGUAAAAGUUUCGUCACAUUCCGCGGCUUUUAGAUAAUUUCACCGACGGACGAACGACGUUACCUUUAUUAGGACAUUUGCAUUUAGUGGUUAGCCGCAUUAGCCAUAUUAUUACCCGUAAAAAUCAACCAUUUAUACUUCUCUUGUACCUUUUAACCAAUGAAAAAGUAAAAAAAGUAAAAAAGGUGUUUCUACGAAGGUGUCGAAGGAGUGGUUUAUCGAUUCGUUCUCCGGAUCUUUACGAAUUGACAAAUUCAGCCAACUUCUUCUAUCCGAACAGCUUACGUUCCUUAUUAGUUAGUAAUUUUCUUAGUUAGUGAAUUCUCUGCAGCUUUCUUGGAGUAAUUUGUCAUCUUCGAGAACAGGUCUCCUGCCUCGUACAGCAUUACGUGUAUAUCGCGAACAAACAUCCCUUAGUGGCGCAAAGAAUGUGCAAAUAGGCAACAUUUCCUAUCGCCAGUAUGUAUAAACCGAUCGGAUUUCCAAAGAAUCCAUCGACUAUAUCGAUUAUCCAUUGACGUUAAUUAAAUGAUUAGAACUACUAAACAGCUACGGUUCUGGCAGAAUGUGAAUGACGAUCGAUGAACGAAGUCUCCGGUCAAGGGACUGUUCCAUCUUCGUAAUAGUGAAUACGCAUUUCUUCAAGAGAUCCAACCGGUGAAUAAUUUAGAAAACACCAUGAUCGAUUCGAAUCGAAAGAGGUUUACCUAUUCUUCAUCGGAAACGGUCUCGCGAAAUGAAAUACGUCGCUGUCAGUUUGAACAACGCACAAUGCUGUCUCUAUUCGACAGCUUGUCGAUCGUUUUAUAAAGGCGAGUCGAUCGUCGAUUCACUGUCGGCUGAAUGUCGAUCCAGGGGAUCGUUGUCCCUCGUUAUCGUCGUCCUGUUCUCUCGUCGUCGAUGCUCGUCGUGAUUCGCAUUCAUCGUCGCCGGAAAGGCGCUUCAUCGUCACGUUAGACGCAUUCGAGAUGCUCGAUUGUGGUUGUCGCGCUCGACGAUCCUCGUGAUCGUUCGUUCGAUAUUCGAUUGAGUCUAUUCAAUGUCGAUCCGUGUUUAUCGCGCGGCAACGUCGAGUCGACGAUUCGCUGUUUCGUUCUUCGCGUCUCGCUGUCGUGUACAGCUCGCGCGCAGAUCUAGAGUGGAACGACAACGGGCAGUUUUAACCGAAUGAGAACGAAAGAUCUCGAGUUGUUUAAAGGCAAAGCAAAGAGGUAUAUGUAAUAUACACAAGAAAUACUUACCGAAUCGAAAGUGAAAUUUUGCUCCUCGAAUAGACAAAUUUUUUGAGAGAAAGGGCCAAUAUCGACGGUAGGGAAUUUACAUUUCGAUCGGUAGAGUGAAAGGUGAUUCCUAAUCGAUCGCGAGUGGAUCGAGGUGGAUUUAUCUAUCGUUUAGACAUACACGUGGUUUUAGCCAGACGGCGAUCGAUGAUAUUUAAAACGACAUUCCGUGACUGCGUUGCUCCUCUUCGAACGAAACAAACUAGAGGGAUCGUCGGUGUACGGGGCGCGCGAUCAAGCAGCAAAAGCAACCUAAGAGCAAAGUAAGAAACUACGAAACAAAAAGAAAACAAAGGGUAAACAAUCCUCUUCCAAUUUGUACCGAAGCGACUAAAUACCGCAGAGACUGAGAUUUUAGGCGAAGUUAAUUAGCUCCGAAUGAUCGUGGCUGCGAUCGAUGAUACUCUCCUGAAACUUCCAGGGAAACUAGAGACUCCCGACAACACAGCAAAAAAUAAAGAGAGGAUAACGCAUAAGCAAAAAUGUGGUUUUUCUCGUGGACUUAGGAGAAGAACAAGAGCGUUAGAACUAGCUGUUUAGAGAUUACGUAUAUCGUGAACCCCCAGCGAUUAGGAUAAUCGAUCGAGCCUCCGUGAUCACCGAGCUCUCGUUCGUUGUCCAUUUGCGGCUAGAGUUUCAACAACUCGAAACGGCAACGAACGUUUUCGGAUCCAGUGAUGUAAAUCUUCGUAGAGUCGUUCGAGACCGACGAACGACGCGAAUAUAAGCGGAACGUGGAGCUCGAUGGCGCGAGGCUCGAUGAGACCGGAACGAGAAUAGGCUCCCGACUUUUUGAAUCGUUUUUUCUUUUCUAGGAAAAGCAACAAAUGACAAUUCGCGAAUUUUCGAACGAACUUUUUUCCAGCGGACUGACGUGACGUUGGGGUGGCGGAAGGGGUGAACGAAAUCGAGGAAAAUCCAGAGACAAAAGGUUGACAAACACCGCGCGUUUUACUUGCACACGAGCAAUUGGAAAAUAGACGACGGAUUCAUUUUUCGUCUCGGUCCCCCUGCCGUCGCUCGACGAAGCAACUUUUUUCUCGUUUAAAAACCACCGUGCCGGGCCUUCGAGCUUCGAUCGUCUUGUCAGUUUCGCAGCUUACUCGCUCAGCGUCUAGUACACCUGCCUUGGAGUCGUAAAACCAUUACCGCUACCCUUUGCCCACCUCGAUUUCCUUUGUGUUCCUCUUGUCCUCGUUAUCGAGUCGACUGGAGCGACGCUCGUCUCGUCAGGCUACUACCCCUUUCUCUUUCUCGUCCCUUUGUCGACGAUUUCGACCUCUCGGUCGUCCUUCUUUCUUUCAUCCCUGUUCAUUCCGCUUCGAUCGUUGCCGCGAGUUCGCAGACCGAGGCGUUUCUUUGAUCACGAAAGACGGUGUACUCGACCCUGGAGCGAGCACAAAACCAAAGAAAAAAAUGAUAUAUAUAUGUGUGUGAGUGUGAGAGAGAAAGGGAAUGUAAGAAUGAGCGAGCGUGCGCGUGAGAGAAGGAAAAAAGGGAAUGAAAGGGUGAAAGAGCGUGGAGAGGCGUCGUAUAUCGCUGGAGGAUGAAAUUAUUUUUACGCGUUCUCAAGCACGUCGUCCGACCGGAUGCGCUGCCGGAACGUCGAAAGUCGGCGCGGUUACAGGGGGAGGGGGGGGGGGCAGAUUGAAAAACGAAGGGAGAAAAAUUGUCGCGACAACAAAAAAGCAGCUCUAGCUCACAGUAGGCCUAACUAACAAACAAAGCGAACAAAGAAACAAAGAAAAUGAAGAUGAAAAGUAUUUAUAUACUUAAGCUAACUAAUUAAAAAAAAAAAAAAUAUAAAAAAAACGGUCGAGAAAGGGAGAGGGUGAGGUCGGCGAGAGAAAGAGAAUCAGCGAAUUAGAAGGGGAACGAAAGAGACUGAUGAUUGCGUGCGAGAGAAUUAGAGAGAGAGAGAGAGAGAGAGAGAGUGUGUGUGUGUGUGUGUGUGUGUGUGUGUAAGAAUAAUUAGAGAGGAAGAUUAAGGAGGAACAGGUAGAAAAUAGGAAAAAAGUAAAGAAAUAAAAGUCCUCGAGAUUUACUCCGAGGCGAGUCACUCGCGGAUCAAGAGAAAAGUCGAUAACUACUCUUUAACAAAAGAAGAAAAAUGUUACAAAAGAAAAAAAAGAUGAGAAGAGAGAAGUAGGAGGAAAAAAGUUGGGGGGGAGGGGUAAAUACAAAGGUGGCUAGAAAAAAAUGACGAUAAAGGGAAAACGGCUAACGGAAGAGGAGGAGCGAGAUGGAUCAGUGGGGGAAGAAAGAGAUAAUCUAUAAUCUUCUGUACAUGUUUUGAUUAUUCUAAUUAUUAAUUAUCGUAACUUAUAAUAACUAUUAAUUAAUUAAAUUAAUUGAUAUCUAUGGAACUGUAUUUAAACGACAAAAAAACGUGGUAGCUAGUUUGUCAAUGGGUGUAUAAAUAUUUAAUUACGAUAACUCUAUAGUGAUACUAAAAAUGAAACAACAACAAAACAGAAACCACAAAACAGCAGACAAACAGAAUACAAAGAUAAUGUGCGCGUGCAAGGGACAAGAGAUCGUGCCAGAUUGAAUGGGAUUUACGAAUGGCAAUGAGAAAAUGUGAUAGAAUGAACGCGACGAAAGAAUCUGUGACUAAAUACGCGAUUUAAGAGAACACACACGUACAUACACAAACACGUAAGCAUCCAGAUGAUAUACAGUAUAUGUAAUUAAUUCCACUUUAAACGAGGAAGGAAAAAGCGAAGCGAGAUGAAAAAGCAAAAUAGAUUUAAAAAAAAAAAAAAGGAAAGAAUAAGAGAAAAGGAGAAGAAACAAAGAAAGGGUUAAAAACCGAGCGCGGAUAUUAUUCAUUAAGGGCGAUCUGAUUGGUCGGACUGGUCUCGAGCGGAUCAGCGACAAAUGUGUUAAAAAAGAAAUAAGAAUGAAAAAAGAAACGAACUGUUGCAACGGGUGCCCCGGAAACUUUGGUUCUGCACAUUUUCCGGACACGCAAAGAGCAAAGUGAGUUUCACGGUGCUUCGUGGGGGUUUCUUCCGUUUCAUUUCCGUUUUAUCUCCUUGCACACUUUCUUCUUCUUCUAGUGGUCGACGCGUAAACGAAAUGCUCUCCUAAAAGCAACCGCCGCUUUUCGCAUUUCUGUUAACAAAAUAGGAAAGAUUCGCACGAUAUAUAUGAUACAUACGUGUAGAUACAAGAUGGAUCAUACAAUGGUGUUUUCUAGGUACAUUCGAUCCUUUGUAUUCCGUGAACGGAUUCGAACCGAUUUUUCAGAAGGUUCACCGUGACGCAGCAAAUGAGUUUGCUCGUGUUCUUCCGUUUCUUUUUCUUCGUGUUCGAGCUUGUUCUCUCGAAGACGACUUCUCAAAAAAAAAAAAAAAAAGAAAAAAAGAAAAAAAGAGAAAGAAAAGAGGGGAAGAAAGAAGAAGAAGGACAAAAGAAAGGAAAGAAACCAAAUACACGUGAUUCGAGAAACGAAUCGAGUCCUUAUCAUCGUUCAUGGAUUUUCUUGAUAGGAUAGCGACAUUUUUUUUUAAAGAAUCCUUCGAUGAAUCGUUUCUGUCACGUUUGUCGUUUCAUUUUCGUUUUGAAACAUUUGUCACGGUACUGGUGGGAAACGACUUUGGUCGAUCGUAGGAGGAAACUGGUCGAGUCUCGUAAUCCAUGCGCUGUUUAAAUAAUUUAUAUUUUGCCGAAGAUAUAACGCUUGGUUGAACAGGGAUGGGAGGGGGGAAAGAUAGAUUAAUUCCUUUUCAUGUAUAUCAACGUGUUUAAGUGUAAUCGAGAGACGGAAAGACUGUCGGUAAAUCAAUUGCUCAUACCGGAACGCGAUAUAUAAAUUAUUUAAAGGGAUAGUGGCAACGAAAGGAUAAUCGUCGUGGUACGAUCUGUAGAGGAAUCGAUGAUCUCAAUUCACUGUGUCCGAAUCAAUGGAACGGAUCAAACCUCUUGAUCGCGCCUUGGAUCCCGUCGUUUUACGCUUCUCAACAUCCUCCGUCGCGAGAUAAGGAAUCAACGUUAAGAUAUCGUACAAAAUAUAAGUAUAAAUACGCAGAUGGUACUUCGUCGAGGAAAUUUAUAUUUAAAUAUAAAUUCAGCGUUCGUGUUCGCCUGCUGAAUUUAUUUCUAAAGCGAUGAAACUCGUCUAUCGAAGUACGCUGUUUACGUACGUAGGAUUUUAAAAAGGAACCAGACGACGAUCAAAAGGUUGAUAGAUCGUGAAACAGUAUCGAUCGCGCGUUUUCGCGAGGGCGUCGAUCAUCGCACAAGAGCGCACAGUAAAACUAGCGAACGAAAGCGUAUUGUAGGAUGGUUUCACGCGAAAUUAGUGGUACAGUUAAGGCAGCUUUCGGUUGUUUCGAAAGAGGAAGGACGAGGGCAGGUGGGAGAACAGAAGUUUUAAACAGUGAGGUGCUUGUUAGAUCUCGACGAUCUCGUAAUAUCCAAGAUACAUUCCAUCCGAGUACGAGGGCUCUGGCGCGGAAUAAAAGACUUCCUUUUCUCGUCUACGACUACUUCGUUCCAUGCUUACUUUCUCGUUCGAUGUUUCAACGUUCGUUGACUACUUUUCGCUUUUUCAGAUUUAGUCUCUUUCGAUCCUGUUGCUAAACCUAGACCGAGUGUUUGAUUUAACAAAUGGACGUGUUUAGAGAAGACACGGUUGCAUUUAAAAGGUGAUUUAUGGAUCACGUAGACGAGGAUCGUCGAAAUUUUGCACAUUCCAAGACGGCAAGACCCUCGAGGUACAAAAUUCGCGAUUAAUAACCGUACGUAAUUAUAUUUAGACGCGUUUCUAACGAUCGAUCUCGAACGGACGCGUUCUCGUGAGCGAAACCGCCAAAAAGACAUUUAUCCUUUUUCUAUUGAAAGGACGAGGGAUUUCUAUAGGGAAUCGAAUGAAAGUUUAUUCAUCGACAGUAUUAAGAUAAGAGGAGCUUUUUCGCGGAGAGAUGUUAUCCAAAUGAGCAGCACACUUGUAGAAUCAUUUCUGGAAACUUGACGCUGAUUUUAUCGAUAAUUCAAUUUAGAUCGAACUUGGCUUUUCCAUCAAUUUCAAAAGCAGCAUAUUUUCGAUCAGAGAUUCGCCAGUUACUUUUUAAUCGAUCUGGUUUCACCUUAAAUAUAUAAUUGAAACGUGGUAUGUGGUAUAUACCCUUUAGCUUUUCCAUCUUCUUUCGUGCAUUUUUUUUUUAAAUCUUACCGAAAAGUUUUUCGAAUGGCGUUUAGUUUCGAAAAAUAAUUCCACGUGUGACCGAUAAUUACCAGUGUAGAAGAUCCUCGACGCGAUCGAGGGAAUCUAGUUUCUACACUCGCAGUUGUCGCAGUGAUUCCGUAUUAACUAUUAUAAUACCAGAUUUUACCAUUACGAUAUUAUAACGUUGUAUGUAUAAGUGUUCAUAAAAAAAAAAUUUAUUAUCACCCAGGAUAAACGCAGUGCAAUACAUUUAUCGUUCUCAGUGAUUUUCUGCAGGGCGUGUGUGAAACACAUCGAUCGAGUGGAAACAAUGCAAAAAAAAGAAACAAAAUCGAAGGAACAACAAAUUUAGAAAAACAGAGAAAAAGAAGGCGAGAAACCGUGCGUCUCGUUUUUUGUCCACUUUACGCGAAAUUCGACGCCAAUCGGAUCGAUAAGAGAUCGAAGAGAACUUGAUCGAGAUCAAAAGAUAUUUCGCGACGCGAGACGACAACAAAUAGAUUAAAGCAAUUAAACAAAUAAAAAAAAGAAGUACACAUAUGUUGACCAUUUUAAGAGACAAAUUUUGACGGUCCGUUCGUAAGGACAAAAAUAAUUAAAAAGAAAAAAAAAAAAUGGAAAAAUGCAAAAACAUCGUUGAUUUUCAAAGGGAUCACGACCGAACGUGAAAUCUGUCCGACUGUUACGAAUUGUCUUUAUAAUAAACAUUUACAGCUUUAAUGGGAAACAACCGUAGACGUAAGUGAACGGAGGGCACUAAUCUAACGAGAAACAAAAACAGAAUCGAAAAGAAAAAAAAAACACAAUUAAAAAUAACGCAAAAAAAACAUAAAAGUAACAUAGAAAAAAAAACGAUAUAAAGAGAGAGAGAGAGAGAGAGAGAGACGUAACGAGAGUGCGAGAAAGUGCGAGUGAGUGAACGAACGAAAAACGCAAGGGAAGCUAUUCGUCACCCCCGAAAUUUUCUGUCUCGAAUAAAUACCGUUGUCUUUUGAUUGUCGUUUUAAUGGACAAAACCAUAAACUAUGAAUGAUUUUGUAACUUAAGGAAAUAUAAGUUGCUCUUAAAUCUGACACGGACAUGACUUUUUUCACCUGUAAUUUUCUCGAUAACACGCUUCUGUUUUGAGCCUUCUCGUUUCAUCUACGUCUCUGUGCAAGUCCGCCACCUUUUUUAAUCACGCGAUCCAACCGAAACACCUUUGCUUUGUUGGCGAUCGAGAAAGGAGAUUUGGUUCGCUCGAUUUCUCUUCUGUUUGAUUCGACUCGUGUUUAAUACGGUGCGAUCUGAUAUCGUCGUGUAAAUUAACUAAGUGAUACGCAAUAUAUAUAUAAUGUUGAUCGAUUGACAAGCGAGUCGGGUACCAUUGCCACUAUUUUGACAGGGAUUGUCGGCGAUCUGUCAGCGAAAGGAACAUUGAUCAAAUUUCGAAACAUGUUUCUUUUUAUGAAAAAUUACGUUCAAAUACUUAACAACGUUAGCGUCUUUUUUCGUUUCGAAAAUUUAAAGUUCCUAUACAAUCGUAUUAACAUGAUCCAUCUUAAACUCUAUCAAAGCUAUACUUUCUCAAUUUCAUUAGUUUCGACUUAACGGGCACAUGUUGCUCUCGUAUAAUUACACUUAAUCUGAGAACGAGUUAAAUCAUUUGGCGCGUUCUAGCGCCAGCGAAACCAAAGAAACGGCAAAAGUAUUGAGAGAUGUACGGGAGACGAUCUCAAAGCGACGUUCCAUUCAGAGCGUAGCUUUCGUCAAUGUGUUCUGGUAUUCUGGUGUUCUUCUCGAUCAUUCGGCUCAAACCGAAUCUCUUCGUGACUUUCCAAUAGAAAUCGGCGAGUUAGGGCUAACGACUAGAUAGAGUCGCGUGCGUUUCCAAGUGGAGAGACAACCGGAGAGUUUCGUUGAAAACGCCUAGCUACGUCGUCAAAGUUAAUAAUUGUUGAACGAACCGAGAGAAAAGUCUGAUAGAAGCGUGUUUAACCGGAAUGAGAUGAAAAUAGAAACUAACGAUGCAAAAGAGUGAAAGAGAGAGAGAGAAAGGGAGAGAAAGAGAGAUGAGAGAGAGAGAGAGAGAGAGAGACAGUAAAGGA